ACACUUUCAGGGGCAGUUGAUGCGCUUUCUAAACACUGUCGGAGACAAAGAAGGUCGCUUAUUCUUCUACGCAGCCGGCGCAAACGUAUUCCUCAUCGCACUCUCCGCAGCUCUUCUCGCUCUCUUCUACACAUUCCAACCAUUCAUCCGACCUUUACUGUGGGCUGCACUCUGUGGCUGCGUGCUGCAUCCUCUCAAGCAAACAUGCAGCCGUUCGUCACGUUACUGGUUGAGACAAACAAAGAAGAGUCGAGGAGGCUUGAUGCUGCGUGUGUUGAUGUUGCCCGCGCAAAUUGCGAGAGGAUUUAUUGUGUGGAUGAAUGAGUUUGUGUGGGCAUAUGCGCAUGUGCUGAGAUUCAGUGCUGUGGUGAUGGGUGUGUGUGUCGGUGUCGAGUACUGUGGAGGGCAGUUUGUUGUCGGAGUGUUGGAGACUGUGUGGGAUAUGUUGGAUGGAGUUUGUGUGAUGAUUGAUUAUCUGCAGGCUUUUCAUGUAUGGACCAUUGCUGUUGGUUACAUUAUUCUCAUCGUUUUCUUUUGGUAUCCUCAAUGUUCUAUUCUAACCCAUCUCUCAUUCCCAGUGUGGCUUCUUCUCAUAGUCUGGUCAACAGGCUUCAUAUCAUCCAAAUUCUAUCGUUUAGUGACGUUAACAGGAGCUCUAAUUCUCUCGUUUUCCGGUUAUAUUUGUCUUCGGUAUGCCAGUAAUGGCUCGUCUUCAGACUCCAGUGAGCAGACAGAGAGCGAGGACUCGGCUGAUUGUGUACAGAAAGUCCAACGUCCACCUCCUAUUACAUUACGUCGUAAACCAAGACUCAUUACACAAUGGACGGUUUCGUUCCUACACGUUGACAAAGAUGACAUCGAUGGACAGAAGGAAAACAUUCGAUCAAGUAGAACAUACUUUGCUGCUUUACUGUGGGCAUUCGUUGUUGUCAAAUUGCUACAAAACUUGUGGCUUCUGCUGCUGCUUCUCCCAGUUGUGUUUGUCAUUUUGUUGACGUACAACUUGGUUGUCUAUUUCCAAGUUGUGGAAUGGGUUCAAAACAAGUGGCAGGAUUCAGACAUCAAGAGAUGCAUUGAUUUGUUUUUUGAGGCCAGACAAGAUGUGUUUUUGCCGGCUCCUGUACGAGGUGUGUUACGUUUGUUGACGGCUGCUGACAGGCAGGUUGUUUGUCGGCUGGAAAAAUGGGUUGAUGCAUUGAGCAGUUUGUUUGUGAUUGGAUGUGUGCUCAUCACACUCUCGUCGUUGUCUGUGUUUUUGCUUGUACAGGUGCAUGGAGAGGCAGUUCAUCUGGCAACAGGAACAAAAGAGUUGUGGAAUGAUACAAUAGCAAAGAGCCCGGAUAUUCAAAGAUGGGUGAUGACUAAUCUUGAAGAGAGUGGGUUUCAAAGCAAGUUGGAUUCAGCUGUUGAGAAAGGGUACACAUUUGGACGUGAAUGGAUAGUAGAAAAGAUUCGUGGUGUGUUUUCUGGUCAUGGAGUCAAUACAACGAAAUUGGAAAAUGAUUUUCUAAUUGCAUACGAUAGGAUGUACAACAAACUGUGGACACCGACAGACACGACUACAAACAAAACGUCUGUUCGACUGCACGGUUUUGAAGGUUUGUCUGCACUCUGGUCGGAUCUGUUUGAAGACAGCGUGCGUCUUAGUGAUUACAUCAUACCUUUACUGAAGGAGAAUUUGGACAUUUUGACAACAGUCUUGCAGUCUGUGUGGGCAGUCCUAGCCAGUAACAUCACUAUUGCUGUGCAGAUGUUGACAGCAACCAUCUGGGUCGUCUUCACAAGUGGAACAACCGUUCUCAACUUCAUCCUUUCACUUGUUAUCUUCUUCACCACUUUGUUCUACUUGUUGUCAUCACCAAGAAAGGAUUACAUUCUGUUGUGGUAUAUCACAUCUCUCUUGCCGGCUGAUUCUCGUGUUAACAGAAAGAAAUCGGAGAAUUCAAUGUCUAAAGUUGUGCAGAGUGUGUUUGGAGCUGUUUUGAAAAUGGCGUCAUUCUAUGGUCUCUUUACGUGGCUCAUACACACAAUGUUUGGUAUCCAUGUGGUUAUCAUACCAUCAGCUAUUGCUGCAGCGUUUGCUGCGAUUCCUUUCUUCGGAGCCUACUGGGUCGCUGUACCGGGAGCCAUUCAUCUAUGGUUUACUGGUCACGUGAUUUAUGCUGUUGCAUUCUUCGUCUUUCACUUGAUUCCAAUGUCAUUCGUUGACCAAGCAAUUUAUGGUGGAAUUGAAGGUGGUGGACAUCCGUAUAUCACGUGCUUGUCUAUCGCUGGCGGAAUGUUCUGGUUUGGUUUGGAAGGUGCAAUUAUUGGUCCUCUCUUGUUGUGUUGUAUUCUGGUUGCAUUGGAUAUUUAUCACGAGUACAUAGAAGAGAGCAGUGAAGACGAGUCGCUGCCUAGACAGUCAACUCCACGACCAUCACCAUUGAACAGGAGUGUCAGCGUUGUUGAACCUGGAGAAAUUUCCUUUCAAUGAUGUAUACUCUGGAAGUCAAUGAAUUUUGAGAAAUCAUAUGGUGCAGUGCAUGGUCCUCACAAUCAGUUAACUUAACAAAUUGGUUGCGGCUGUUUACUGUAAAUGCUAACUUUGUACGAUAUGUUUAUGAGUUGAUAUCAAAGAGCUAAUGUAAUAGUGAAACUAAGU
Corticium candelabrum is the source of this 2644-nucleotide messenger RNA. Its product is annotated as transmembrane protein 245-like. The transcript is spliced from 13 exons. Lineage: Eukaryota; Metazoa; Porifera; Homoscleromorpha; Homosclerophorida; Plakinidae. The coding region runs from base 20 to 2476 and encodes 818 amino acids. The record is from RefSeq and is a predicted model, not a curated record.